Messenger RNA from Asparagus officinalis (garden asparagus), 1735 nucleotides. Its product is annotated as serine/threonine-protein kinase STY8. The record is from RefSeq and is a predicted model, not a curated record. Bases 120 to 1409 code for a protein of 429 amino acids. Gene Ontology annotation, molecular function: protein kinase activity; protein binding; ATP binding. Gene Ontology annotation, biological process: protein phosphorylation. NCBI's taxonomy places the organism in Eukaryota, Viridiplantae, Streptophyta, Magnoliopsida, Asparagales, Asparagaceae. The transcript is spliced from 11 exons.
UUAUUAUUUUUUAACAUUAAACAAACCUCAAACUUUUAUUCCCAUGUUGAAGUCGACGACUCCGAUCUAGCGCCGUUCUCCUCCUCUCCUCGAUCUUCCCCUCAAACCCUAGAAACUCGAUGUCAUCCGCAGACGAAACGUCAGGCGGCGGAUCGAACCCAUCAUUGGCGGACAAGAAGAAGGAGAAAUCUAGGGUUAGCAGGACCUCGCUGAUCCUCUGGCACACUCACCAAAACGACGCCUCGGCGGUGAGGAAACUGCUGGAGGAGGAUAAGGAGCUCGUGAGGGCGAGGGAUUACGAUAGCAGGACGCCGCUUCACGUGGCGUCGCUUCACGGUUGGAUCGAGGUUGCGAAGUGCUUGCUUGAGUAUCGGGCCGAUGUCAAUGCGCAGGAUCGGUGGAAGAAUACGCCACUAGCUGAUGCAGAAGGGGCUAAAAAGCAUGGCAUGAUCGAGUUGUUAAAAUCAUAUGGUGGAUUGUCCUAUGGUCAAAAUGGCAGCCAUUUCGAACCAAAGCCAGUUUCGCCUCCUCUUCCUAAUAAAUGUGAUUGGGAGAUUGAGCCAUCCGAGUUGGAUUUCUCAACCGCGGUUAUUGUUGGGAAGGGUUCAUUUGGUGAGAUUGUAAGGGCCUCUUGGCGUGGAACGCCUGUAGCAGUAAAACGCAUUCUUCCAUCAUUAUCAGAUGAUAAAUUAGUGAUCCAGGACUUCAGGCACGAGGUCAAUUUGCUAGUGAAGUUGAGGCAUCCAAAUAUUGUUCAAUUCCUUGGAGCAGUAACAGAUAGGAAACCUUUAAUGCUAAUUACAGAAUUCCUGCGUGGAGGCGACCUUCAUCAGUUCCUAAAGGAGAAGGGUUCACUGAGUCCUUCAACAGCUGUCAAUUUUGCACUAGACAUUGCUAGGGGAAUGGCAUAUCUUCAUAACGAGCCGAAUGUUAUAAUUCAUCGUGAUCUAAAGCCAAGGAACGUCCUUUUGGUGAACUCGAAUGCUGAUCAUUUGAAGGUUGGAGAUUUUGGGUUAAGCAAGCUUAUUAAAGUCCAAAACUCCCAUGAUGUAUAUAAAAUGACUGGAGAGACUGGAAGUUACCGAUACAUGGCACCAGAAGUAUUCAGACACAGGAAAUAUGACAAGAAAGUUGAUGUCUUCUCAUUUGCCAUGAUAUUGUAUGAGAUGCUUGAAGGAGACCCUCCAUUAGCAAACUAUGAACCUUAUGAAGCUGCUAAGUAUGUUUCAGAGGGGCACCGGCCAACAUUUCGUGCAAAAGGAUUUAUUACUGAAUUGAGGGAGUUGACGGAUCAGUGUUGGUCUCAAGAUAUGCACCAGAGGCCUUCUUUUAUUGAGAUUCUCAGGAGGCUAGAGAAAAUCAAGGAAAACCUGUCACCAGAUCAUCACUGGCACCUAUUUCCUCAGUAGUAGCCAGUUUCAUUGCUCAAUGCCUCUCCUGCAUGAACUCCACAACACUUGUAUAAUUGGAUAUAACCGCUUGCUUCUUAAUCAUGAAGUGAUUAGAAAGCUGAAAGUUGCAGAUAUUAUCGCUCUCUUGUUUGUUGUUGGAGAUGAUAGACCAUAUAGCACGAAAGCAACUCCUCAUAUGUGCGCGUGCAAUAUUUGUUGUAUAGUUAUCUGUUGAUUAGGACACUUUUUUAAAACCUCUUUCUGCAGUUUAUAGUCUGGAGCAUCAUAUUUAACUAUGUUUUGUAAUGAUUUGACUUAUAGGUAAGUUUGAUUUAUGUAGGAAA